GGAGUUAUGGCAUUGCUAUGAGCAAUGUGGCGCCUCACAUGCCACCCACGUGGGUAUUCCCUCGUGGAUGUGAUGGCUUUUCCCGUGCUUACGCUUAUGCGAGGCAGCGCAGGACUGAGUUUAGCCAUUCGACGAUCAACGAGAUCCUUGAGUAUGUUCCUACAAUGGGAUGAACGAGAUUGGGGAAGAAUCAUCCUUAAUGCGGAGAAGGUCGUGGGAUAUCCGACAUCCUAUCUCAGUCUGAGAUCCUUGCUGAGUGAUGAAGCUGCCAAUAUUGCUCUGCAUUUGAAGAAACUCCUUGGUUCUCAUCAUCCGCUGAUAAGUACAGCAAAAGCCCUGAUGACUGGUGAAAGGGAGAUGAGUCAGCUUCGUGGCCUCAUGAUUCUUCUUUUGUCAAAGACUGCUGGAGGAUCUCAACCUCUUUCCAUCCAGCAAAGGUCCUUGGCUGAAGUGGUGGAGACGAUCCACCUGGCUCAACUUAUUCAUAUGGGGAUCCAAGAUCAGCAAGAUGAUAUUCCAUCUGGGGAUGAUGCCCUUGGAAAUAGGAUGGCUACUCUCAGUGGAGACUACUUUCUUGCUCAAGCCUCUCAUUCCCUUGCCCUUCUCAAUAGCACUAAGGUGGUGGAGCUUAUGAGUGGUGCCAUUCGAGACUUUUCUCUAUCUUGGUUUGUGAAGCAGCCAGAGUCUCAAGAAGAAUGGGAAGAGAAGGCAUAUUUGAGAAGGGGGAGCCUUUUGGCUAAUGGUUUUCAGGCUGCUCUUACCUUAGCAAAUGCCUCAACUUACCUUCAAGCACAGGCAUUUGUUCUUGGAUCUCGAUUGGCAGCUGCCUGGCAGGGAGAAAGUUCAUUCAAAGUGGAUUACAGCUUGGUACAACUGAGGAUAGCAGAAGUGAAAGACAUUCUAUGGAGAGACUUCCCAGACAGUGAUGCAAGAUUAGCUUUCUGGAAUGUCAUGCUUGGACUCACUGGACUGGAGACAAAGAAUAUCUCGAUAUGAGUUUUGACUUUUUUUUGUCUUUAAUGUUCCUUCAUUUGACAGAAAGUAAAGCUGUCAAAGGAAGUGUGACAUGGUGGUGUUGUUGAAUCCUUCACAAGACUUUGGUAGUAGAGAUGAGACGUUAUCCAUUGAUAUGACUGUCUGUGAGCAUGUGGGGGGGACUUCAACAAUCACUCGAGGAAUGAAAUAUGUUGAGAAAAUCAAGGAACAAGUAUGCUUUCAAUGCAAACUGUCCCAGCAUGUAAACUUUAUUUUCCUUACAAGC
This is a messenger RNA of Darwinula stevensoni, 1261 nucleotides long. Lineage: Eukaryota; Metazoa; Arthropoda; Ostracoda; Podocopida; Darwinulidae. The record is from the annotation of a GenBank genome assembly.